CCUCCUUCCCCGCGACGUCCCAAUCUCGACGUGCGGAUUCCGUGCUUUGUAUUCGUCUCCCUCUCUUUCACUUGGUUGGGUAGAGUAAACGUGACGGCAAUUUUGAUGGGAACACUGCUGUCACUCGAUUUGGAUCGGCAAGCGGCGUCCCGGGGGCGGAAAAAGGUUCGGGCUUUUAGGGCAAUGUGAAGGGCGGAGGAGCUCUGAGGUCGCCCGCCAUGGAUCCCCCUUUCUCCGGUCCUGAAACAUUUUGGGGUUCUGUGAUAGAUGGAGUAUCUUCCACUUCCACACAAGACUUCAAGUUUAAGCCAUGCAUUUCCAUGCUUCCAUCAAAUAGAUAAUGGUUUUAUAAGUUGAGCAUUUGCUUGCAUCAAAUAGUGCAUUUAUUUCACUCAUGCACUCGAGCAGGAUUGUACUGUUAUUAUCUUCAAAUUACCUUUAAUUUUCUUCAACAAGUUCAUUUUGACCAGAGGUUUCUGCUUCGGUGGUAUGAUCCUCUGCCUGUUGUACUACAGUUCUACAGUACUAAGGAAAAAAAAUUGCAGUCAAUAGUUAGUCAGGGAAUUCUACAGUAGUGAUUUGCACUUGACCCAUCUAAAUGUAGCAAGUUGAGCAUAGAGGAGAAGAGAGAUCUCGUCCGCGAAUUGUCAAAAUGGCCUGAGAGUGCCUCUGAGAAGCUGCAGACAUGGAGCCGGCAUGAGCUUUUGGAGAUCCUGUGCACAGAGAUAGGAAAGGAGAGGAAGUAUACCAGCUUAACAAAACAGAAAAUGAUCGAAUUCCUUUUCAGAGUUGUCUCUGAUAAAAGAUCUGAAGAACCUGCAAAGGACGGGGAUUUUGCUAACGUUCCAUCUACACUUGGUCCUCAAACUCCAGCAGCUAAGAGACACAGAAAGAACGAGCAUCCAUCGCGUUUAGCCUUCAUCAUGAACAACCGCCUUCGGUCAAGUGACGCCGAACAAGUUCCAGAAAACACAAGACACUGCCUGAAUUCAGCCUGCAGGGCUAUUCUUAACAUGGAAGACGCGUUCUGUAAGCGUUGCUCGUGUUGUAUCUGUCGCGAGUAUGAUGACAACAAGGAUCCUAGCCUUUGGUUGUUUUGUGGCUCAGAGACUCCUCCCCGAGCUGAAUCUUGUGGCCUAUCUUGUCAUCUUGAGUGUGCUCUUAAGCAUGAACGAGCAGGUAUCAUGAAGAGUGGGCAGUGUACAAGAUUGGACGGGAGCUAUUACUGUACAAACUGUGGAAAAGCUAAUGACUUGCUCGGAUGCUGGAAAAAGCAGCUCAUGAUUGCCAAGGAUGCGCGUCGGGUCGAUGUUUUGUGUUACCGGAUUUCUCUUAGUCAUAAACUUCUCGGAGCAACAGAGAAGUACCAAAGUUUGCACGAGAUGGUUGACAUGGCACGAAACAAACUGGAGGCUGAGGUUGGGCCUAUCGAUGAUUCAUCAAACAUGGCACGUGGAAUUGUCAACCGGCUUUCCGUUGCCGCUGAAGUCCAGAAACUUUGUGCCCUUGCAGUAGACUUACUAGAUUCGAUGCACUCUAGUUCCUCAUCAGCUAAUGCUAUAGUUCAACAAGCCGGUUCGGUAUUCUCAAGCUUUAUCAAAUUUGAACGGAUAUCGUCAACAUCUGUUACUGUGGUUUUGGAAUUAGAGAAUAACACACCAUUAGGUCAAGAACUAGCUGGUUUCAAUUUGUGGCACCGAAAGGCUGCCAUCUCAGAAUACCCUGACAAACCAUCAUUUUCUCUAUUGAAUCCAGAGAAAAGGUUGGAAAUAGCAGAACUUUCUCCAGCUACAGAUUAUAUGUUUAAGGUAGUAGCUUUUAGCAAUACCAGGGAUCUCGAUACAUGGGAAGUUGGAGUUAAAACUGAAGGUAUCGCACUGGAGAACUCUAUCAACUUGUCAUCGGAGAUGACUGCAUCAAAACCACACGGUCAAAGCCCAAAAACAAACGGUAGCGGAUCGUCUAAUCCUUCAGAGGGAGACGAAUAUAAUGCAAACACUACCGCAUGUGCUGACUUGAAUAAGCUGCCCAAAAUUGAUUUUGAUGACUGUGAGAAGCCUGAGAUCCUCGAGACAGAAAAAUCAUCAGGUCAUGGCCACCAAAUGAGCAAGGGAUGCAUCGGUGGAGCCAGAGUUCUUCAGCCAGAGGAGUCACUAGGGCACUCUGAUUCUGCAUUAGAUGAGGAACCAAACUCAACUGUUCUGAUAGAUUCCACUGACUUCUUGGAGAAUAACCAGGCAUCCGACGUCCAGAAAUCAGAGAAUGAAUCUAACACUCGGGCUGUUGUCAGCGAUAUGGUGAUUCUCCCUGCCACCCCAUGCGGGGUGGAAACAGGAACACAAAGCCUUGAGAGGUGCAGCAAAGGGAAAUCUGGUGUUGAAAUAUAUGAGAAUGGCUCGACGAAGGCAGAUCAGGAACCAGGGAGUUCAUCCGAGAAAAGAGGUGCAGGGAAAACUGAAGGCAUCAACGUUAAGGACAGGUCAUUGGAAGGGACAUACGAGUACUGCGUGAAGGUGAUCAGAUGGUUGGAAUGCCAAGGGCACAUCGAAACCAACUUCAGGGUGAAGUUCUUAACUUGGUUCAGCUUACGGGCAACCCUACAGGAGAGAAGAAUUGUUAGCGUUUACAUCAACACUUUGAUCGAUGAUCCUGCAAGCCUCGCAGGGCAGUUGGUGGACACCUUCUCGGAAGCCAUCUGCAGCAAGAGGCCACCCACGACACCGACUGGCUUCUGCACAAAGCUUCAGCAUUGAGACAAUUGUUAGAUGCAGAUCAUUGCAUUAAUUUAAUUAUUCGACAAAUAUGAGUAUUCGUGGAUCAGCAGUUUCAGGUCCAUUCAUAUUGUUGCCCAUUGACAAUCACACUUUAUAUGCACUCAGGACUAGUCUUCAUUAAGAGGA
Musa acuminata AAA Group (dessert banana) is the source of this 2900-nucleotide messenger RNA. RefSeq names its product VIN3-like protein 2. The transcript is spliced from 5 exons. The record is from RefSeq and is a predicted model, not a curated record. Bases 768 to 2753 code for a protein of 661 amino acids. Gene Ontology annotation, biological process: vernalization response; epigenetic regulation of gene expression. NCBI's taxonomy places the organism in Eukaryota, Viridiplantae, Streptophyta, Magnoliopsida, Zingiberales, Musaceae.